UAACGUCCGCGCACUUUAAAAAUCAACCCUCCACCGCCGCUAGCCCGUACACUUUUUGGCCUCCUCCAAAAUCUGGAGGGCUACCACGUUCUUCCCCGUCGGUCGUCACCCAGUCCGGGACACCCCCUGUCCUAUCCGUCCAUGAAGCUGAUGGCCCGACUGAUCGACCGGCCGUGGUUCGUCGCCAUGGCCGCCUCCUGCUUCACCGCGGCUAUCAUCCUCACGGCUGGCCUCAGCCACGACAGCCUCCGCCCCUACCUUCCGAGCGCGUACAUUCCCCAGGCCGGUUCCUCCGCCAAUCACAUGGACGCGAUCGUCCACUACGCCACCUCGCGGAUCGUCCCCCAGCAGUCGCUUGCCGAGAUCCGGGUGAGCUACGCCGUGCUCCGCCGGCGGGCGCCGUGUAACUUUCUCGUCUUCGGGUUGGGCCACGACAGCGUCAUGUGGGCCAAUCUCAAUCCAGGCGGCACCACCCUCUUCCUGGAGGACGACCCCGAGUGGGUGAGAUCGGUCGUGAAGGCCUCGCCCACCGCCCUCCAAGCCCUCACCAUCCAGUACCAUACCCGCCUCUCCGACGCCGACCGUCUGCUCGAGUACUACCGGGGCGAUGCGGAAUGCGGCUGGACGGUGGUGGGGCGGUCGGGGCUCAAGGGGUCGAGGUGUCAACUGGCGCUCGCCGAUUUGCCGGCGGAGGUGUACGAGAGGGAAUGGGACGUGAUCAUGAUCGACGCGCCGAAGGGCUACAUCGGGGUGGCACCGGGGAGGAUGGGUGCUAUUUACUCCGCCGGGGUGAUGGCAAGGGCCCGGCGGAGCCCUGGCGAGACGGACGUGUUCCUGCACGAUGUGAACCGUCGGGUGGAGAAGGUUUAUGCGGAGGAAUUUCUGUGCGUGGGAAACCGGAUGGAGAGCGUGGGCCGGCUGUGGCACUUCAGGAUACCGCCGGAGAGGAGGAACAUCAACCGGUUCUGUUGAGGCUCCGGAUACACAGGUGGUUCGAGAUAUUGGUCAGUUAUCCUCAACUGUUCUGGGUUUCGCCGGAAGUGUCCGGGACAUUGGUCGGGGGAGGAGGAACUGGGUCGGGUCAACAUUCGGAGCGCGAUUCCCGCGUACGGGGUGCUGUUUCUGGUGCUACUCGGUCCUAGAGCUCCCCUCUUUAAUUUAACUUUGUUUUUCACUUUUCGCUUUUCAUCUUGCGUGUUUAUCACUCUUCUCAGCUCUCCCUUUCUCACUAAAUUGGCAAAUUCACUGUGUUCCAAUUUUGUCUCCGGUCUACGGAUAACGUUCACGUUUACCUUUAAUACAAAAUCA
This is a messenger RNA of Nymphaea colorata (pocket water lily), 1308 nucleotides long. RefSeq names its product probable methyltransferase At1g27930. NCBI's taxonomy places the organism in Eukaryota, Viridiplantae, Streptophyta, Magnoliopsida, Nymphaeales, Nymphaeaceae. Gene Ontology annotation, biological process: xylan biosynthetic process. The record is from RefSeq and is a predicted model, not a curated record. The transcript has a single exon. Bases 142 to 972 code for a protein of 276 amino acids.